This is a messenger RNA of Liolophura sinensis, 2418 nucleotides long. RefSeq lists its product as uncharacterized. The record is from RefSeq and is a predicted model, not a curated record. Bases 283 to 1230 code for a protein of 315 amino acids. Lineage: Eukaryota; Metazoa; Mollusca; Polyplacophora; Chitonida; Chitonidae. The transcript has 2 exons.
GAACGCUGGGAGGGCAGUGCCUGUCUUCUGCUAGCUGCGUCUGGCGGUGACUUACAAAAAAUCGAUGUCAGAAGUUAUGAAUUAUGACAUAACAGCCUUAACAUAAAGCAUUGAAAUCUGAAAGAGUCCCUGGUGCUCCUGUCCUUAAAGUGAGUUCUGAUCAUGAGCAAAACUUUUUCAUUGUGGCUAUUGGCUUGGGAUAAAAGAUUGUUUUUGCCCUUUGGUGAAGCUCUGUGCAUAUCUGUGCCAACAUAGACCCUUUGAAGAACACAAGACUUUAGAAUGGAUACCCAAAUUGAGCACAUGUACGACGGAUUUAUGUCUUGUCAUUCAAUUACAAAGACCGACCCAGAUGUAGAUUUGGAACAUCAAAUGUUAUACAUAGAUGAGAAUUACAGCUCAUGUGAUGAUCACUGCGCACACGGAAUGUAUGCAAAGGAUAGUAAUGUGCACAAGCAGUUCUCACCCUGGAUUUUGAGCCGUGAACUGAAGGAUUGGCAUCAAAGUGAUUUAGAAGCACCAGUAAAUGUUCCCGUAACUGCUGUAUAUGGAGGUCUGUGUACCCCCAAGUCCUCUGUUUGUGAAACUGAGAACGUGACGAAACUAAUCCAAGAUGCGGUGUGGUACAGUCCAGAAGAUGGUGAGGGAUCAGAAAACAAAGCUUAUGCUUGUGACUGCUUUGACUUGAGUUCACAGUAUGAAGCAGAAGGUUUCAUUGACGAGGAGAACUUGCUGCUGGGUAUUCCAACAAAGCAUGUUCCAAGACCGUCACAGUUCAUUACUGUGGAAACAGAAAGCUGGGAUCAAGUAGUGCCAUACAUCUCUACCUGCCCAUUAUCUGAUGAUGAUUUGCUGCAGGUAGUACCAUUAUGUGAUGGUUACAGUGACAGCGAUGGGGAUCACCCAAAUACUGUCAUGAACUCAGCAGAUAACUACCAGUUCAUUACUGAAGACGCAAGCUUUUGUUGUCCACAUUCCUACCUCAUCUCAUCAGAUGAGGAGGAGUUUGGCCUUGUUUCUCAGUCAGACAUACCAGUUUAUAGUCACCGAAUACCUAAUUCUCCCCACUCAACAUUAACAGAGGGGUCAGAGAGCAUAAGUUCUCUCCCCUCCUGCCUCUUUGAUUUAGACUCUGACAUUCUAUCAGAUGGUUAUGAUGAAGUCGACAGACCAAUUGACUCAUGUUCAGCACAGGACUUUUCAGUCCCAUUGUGGGCAGUGGAAGAAUAACUUUAGAUGCCUUUGCAUAAGAAAUAUUAUCAUAGUAAAGCAAAUUAUUAAAUAUAUGAUAAUGUCUACCUGAUGUUGUAUUAUUACAUAUGAUUAUGGAUGACAGAUAAUGGUAAUGCAGCCAGUACAGAAGAAUUGCAGAAGUCAACAGUCAUAAUGAGGCCUUUGAUCAUAUUGUCAAAACUAAUUUUCUGAUUUGAUAUUGCUGUGAAUUGUACCAAAAAUGACAUAAAAAUAGAAGACCUUAAAAUACAGCUCUGGGGUAGCCUGUAUUUAAUAGCAUUCUAUUAUGUCCAUAUUGUUGUGACUGGCCAGCUUGAGCAAGUUUAAGUGAAAGAUUUAAUAUAUGUAGUUUAUCAUAUGUGUUAAAGCUGUGUUUCAUGGGUUAGUCAUGUUUGUGAACAUAUAUGUGUUAGGCUCCUUUUAAUUUUUUUUGGGAGACUGUUAAUAAUGUUAUUUGUAUCAGUAUGGAAAUGUUUGUUGUUUAUUUUGUACUGUAGAAUGAUGAUGCCUUUCAGAAUAACAUUAUUCUUUAGAAUAAAGUUAAUUAGUAAUUUUUCACCUUUCAGGUAUUUCCUCAAAUUUACCACAUGAUGCAUUAAACUAUAUGCUAGUGUGGUAUAAGCCUACAAGUUUCUGCUGUGUGAUUUUCAUUGCUAAACAAAUACACAUAUAUUUUGACACUUUGUUAAUCUGUUGAUGGGGUUAUUGCAAUUUGACCUUUUUGUUUGUUUGUUUGUGUACAGUCCUUGAAAUGAUUCUGUCAGUAUUGGAUGACUAUGUAUCAUAUCAUGGAUAUACCACAUUCCUUACAUGCAUAUUUUGUACAGUUGUCUAACUUUAACGUUCAACAAUCUUACCUUUGAAUGGUUAAUCAUAAAAUAUGUUAUGCAAGGAUGUACAUGUAGUUUGUGCUUUGUUUCGUUUCUUUUUAUUUAUUUAUUUCCUUAUGAAACAGGGAACAGCCCAAAGAAACUAAACUACCAUCAGCACAUUGGAUAUGAUAUUCAUUUGAAAUCGUUUAAACCGAUGACUGAAAUCCACGAAUAGAGGUACAUUUAUACUUUGUAUUGAAUAGGGGACAUAACUUUUUCUCGAUCUUUACACGUUUCAUUUAUCGAGUUAUCUCCCCUUGGUCUUACAUUUCUCCGCUCUGUUCUGGUAAAAACUCAGUUAUUAUAUAUGGUU